AUGGCUAUCACUAAAAUUCACGCUAGAUCCGUCUAUGAUUCCAGAGGUAACCCAACUGUCGAAGUUGAAUUAACCACCUCUGCUGGUAUGUUCAGAUCCAUUGUUCCAUCUGGUGCUUCCACUGGUGUCCACGAAGCUUUGGAAAUGAGAGAUGAAGACAAAUCCCAAUGGAUGGGUAAGGGUGUCUUGAAGGCUGUUGCCAACGUUAACGACGUCAUUGCUCCAGCUUUGAUCAAGGCUAACGUUGAUGUUAAAGAUCAACAAGCUAUCGAUGACUUCAUGUUGAAGUUGGAUGGUACUCCAAACAAAUCUAAGUUAGGUGCCAACGCCAUCUUAGGUGUCUCCAUGGCUGCUGCCAGAGCUGCUGCUGCUGAAAAGAACGUUCCAUUAUACGUUCACUUAGCUGAAUUAUCUGGUGCUAAGACUUCUCCAUUCGUUUUACCAGUUCCAUUCUUAAACGUCUUGAACGGUGGUUCCCACGCUGGUGGUGCUUUAGCUUUACAAGAAUUCAUGAUUGCUCCAACUGGUGCUAAAUCUUUCUCUGAAGCUUUGAGAAUCGGUUCUGAAACUUACCACCACUUGAAAUCUUUGACCAAGAAGAGAUACGGUCCAUCCGCCGGUAACGUCGGUGACGAAGGUGGUGUUGCUCCAAACAUUCAAACCCCAGAAGAAGCUUUGGACUUAAUUGUUGAUGCUAUCAAGGCCGCUGGUCACGAAGGUAAGAUCCAAAUCGGUUUAGAUUGUGCCUCCUCUGAAUUCUUCAAGGACGGUAUGUACGAUUUAGACUUCAAAAAUCCAAACUCCGACAAAUCUAAAUGGUUAUCUGGUAAGCAAUUAGCUGACUUAUACCACUCCUUGAUGAAGAAGUACCCAAUUAUCUCCAUUGAAGAUCCAUUUGCUGAAGAUGACUGGGAAGCUUGGACUCACUUCUACAAGACCGCUGGUAUCCAAAUUGUUGCUGAUGAUUUAACUGUCACCAACCCAGCCAGAAUUGCUACUGCUAUUGAAAAGAAAUCCGCUGAUGCUUUAUUAUUGAAGGUCAACCAAAUCGGUACUUUAUCCGAAUCCAUCAAGGCUGCUCAAGAUUCCUUCAAGGCCGACUGGGGUGUCAUGGUUUCCCACAGAUCUGGUGAAACUGAAGAUGUCUUCAUUGCUGAUUUAGUUGUUGGUUUGAGAACUGGUCAAAUCAAGACUGGUGCUCCAGCCAGAUCUGAAAGAUUAGCUAAAUUGAACCAAAUCUUAAGAAUUGAAGAAGAAUUAGGUUCCAAGGCUGUCUACGCCGGUGCCAAGUUCCACCACGGUAACCAAAUCUAA
Molecule: messenger RNA, 1314 nt
Organism: Henningerozyma blattae CBS 6284
Lineage: Eukaryota; Fungi; Ascomycota; Saccharomycetes; Saccharomycetales; Saccharomycetaceae
Gene: ENO1
Product: phosphopyruvate hydratase ENO1
Exons: 1
Coding region: 1-1314 (437 amino acids)
Biological process (GO): glycolytic process
Cellular component (GO): phosphopyruvate hydratase complex
Molecular function (GO): phosphopyruvate hydratase activity; magnesium ion binding
Source: RefSeq, a predicted model, not a curated record